UAGGAGGAGUGGAAGAGCAAAGCCCGAAGCGCGCGGAUGCCUGCUCGCUAACAGCACUUCUUUUCCUGACACUGAGGAGUUCACAAUAUAUUAUACAACCUCGACCUGUCGAGUGAGUGAGUGAGUCGGAGAGCAGUGAACAUGCCCGAGUGCAGAGAGAGGGACGCAGCCAACGUUAGCAAUAAUUAUUAUUGAUCGUCGGCGCAGGUGCUUGUUUUAAAAUGAUUCAAGGUGCGAAAUCCUUUGUCCUGCUGCUCGCCGUUUUGGCCGCCUGCGUGACCGCCGAGCAGGCCGACGAGCAGCCUUUGAUUUUCCCCACCGAGGAGAACAGCACCGAGCAGCCGGCCGCCGCGCUCGACGCCUCCGCCGAUAAACCGCGGCCGGCGCCGCUUGCGAAAUGCGCCGGCGAAAAGGAGAUGUGCAAGCCGCCCGCGGGUUGCGCGCUCUUUUAUGCUGACGACGAUGAGGAAAAUUUGCAAACGUGCAUCCUAAUUCCUGCGAAUGAAACUACCAACGCUACUCUUGGUCUAUGCUGUGAGAAUGUUCUUUCAAAUCGAAUUAAGCAGCUGCUGCUCACGGACGACAACCGCGACCAACUUUCGCCGGGCUACAACACAGGCCCCGAGCUGGGCUUCAUCAGCGCGGCCGACCUGUCCGCCAGUUCGGACAAUGGCAAGUCAUUCACGGACAAACUGGAGACGCUGGAGGCGGAGUUGAAGAAAAGCGGCAUCAAAGUGGAGUCAGACACGCCGUCCGCCGGCCACCUGCGCGUCUUCAACACGACCAACGAGGCCCGCGAGUUGUCCCUCAAGGCCCUGCGGCUGGCCGCGGCCACCAGCGCCCUCACCAACCGGCUCGGACUGUCCAAUCCGAACGGCGAGCUGCGGCAGGUGGACUUGCAGAACUCGCGGCUGGGCGAGUCGUGUCCGCCGGUGCCCGUCUGCCCUGUGAUCGGCGGCAAGUAUCGCCUGCACGACGGCACCUGCAGUAACCCGAGACGCUCGUGGAUCGGAAGGGCCACCAGUCCCAUGCAGAGACUGCUUCCAGCACAUUACGAUGAUGGCGUGCAGGUGCCACGGUCCGCUAGAGAUGGAGGUCCUCUGCCCAGUCCUCGCCUGAUCAGCAUCCAAUUGUCCACGGACGGUCACAGGGCUCCGCAGGACCGAAGAUUGACAGCGCUGGUCGCCGACUUCGGCCAGUUCCUCGACCAUGACCUCGUACAGAGCCCCUCUUUUCAAUUGAGAGGUGGCGGCGGGAUUCAGUGCUGCUCGCAGGACGGCGCGUCCGUGUUGCCGCCGCACCAGCGACACCCGCAGUGCAUGCCGAUCGAAAUUCCCUUCGACGACCCUUUCUUCUCCAGAUUCAGACAGGGCUGCAUGAACUUUGUGCGCACCAUGCCGGCCCUGACGCACAACUGCUCCCUCGGAGCAAUUAACCAGAUGAAUUCAGUUUCGCACUGGUUCGACGGCUCCACAAUUUACGGCUCAGAGGGACAGGCGGCGCGGAAUUUGGUUGGACCAAGGGGCACCCUCCUCAACAAUGGUAACAGAGGCUCCCUGGCCCUGCUGCCGGCGCAAAACGGCGGCUGCACGCGCAGGAGGCAGACCGAAAACCCAAACUUCUGCUUCGUCGCAGGUGACAACCGAGUGAACGAGCAGCCGCUGAUCAGUUCUCUUCACACGCUGUUGAUGCGCGAGCACAACAGGGUGGCCGGAAUCCUGGCCGCGAUGCACCCCGAGUACAGCGACGACGCCGUGUACCAGGAGACGCGGCGGAUCGUGAUCGCCCAGCUGCAGCACAUCGCGUACAACGAGUUCCUGCCGGUGGUGCUGGGCCGUCGCUUCAUGGAGACGUACGGCCUGCUGCCCCUGGCCUCGGGCCACUCGUUCGACUUCAACCCCAACUACGACGCCUCCGUGACCAACGAGUUCGCCGCCGCCGCCUACCGCCUCCACACGCUCGUCAGGGGCGACCUCAAGCUGUCCAAUAACGCAGGAGACUCCCGCAUACCACUCAGGGAUACCCUGAAUAGUCCUCAGGUGCUGCUGUGGCCCGACGCCGGAGACGCUCUGCUCUCGGGACAGUGCAGCCGGCCGCUCGGCGCCUUCGAUCAUGUCUUCAGCGAAGAGAUGACGCAGCACUUGUUCCAAGGCAGGGGUGGUUUCGGCCUCGACAUCCUCAGUCUGAACAUCCAGCGUGGCCGAGACCACGGACUGCCCGGCUACAACUCGUACCGGAAAUUGUGCGGAUUGAAGAGGGCCCGAGACUUCGCCGACUUGACAGACACGAUCCGGCCGGAGGCGUUGCUAGUGCUGCGGCGGAUCUACCGCAGCGUCGACGACAUUGAUUUGUACGUCGGCGGAAUUUCGGAGCGGCGGUCGUCAGGCGCCCUUCUGGGACACACCUUUUUGUGUUUGGUCGGAGAUCAAUUCGCCAGGUUGAAGAAAGGCGAUAGGUUUUUCUACGAUUUGGCUAAUCAGCCAAGUUCAUUCUCUGCAGAUCAACUGAACGAAAUCAGAAAGACGAGCCUGGCCCGGAUAAUCUGCGACAACUCCGUCGGGGUGACUCGACUACAACCUCUCGUAUUUUGGCAACAGGAUGAUGCCAGAAAUCCGAUCGUGUCCUGCGACUCGGCAUUGAUUCCGCGCAUGAGUCUUGAACCGUGGAUUCCAGAGGUCCCAAACACGUGAAAUGACGUCAACGUUUAAUAUUUAAUGUCAGGGUCCAGACCCUGAUACCAUUCAAAUUUCACGUUGAAAUUUCAUAAAUUAUUGUAUAUCUUUCUAUUACUGAAAUAAAUUUUUAUUUGAAGGAAAUAAAA
Molecule: messenger RNA, 2821 nt
Organism: Cloeon dipterum
Lineage: Eukaryota; Metazoa; Arthropoda; Insecta; Ephemeroptera; Baetidae
Product: chorion peroxidase-like
Exons: 12
Coding region: 222-2690 (822 amino acids)
Biological process (GO): response to oxidative stress
Molecular function (GO): heme binding; peroxidase activity
Source: RefSeq, a predicted model, not a curated record